This is a messenger RNA of Nicotiana tabacum (common tobacco), 737 nucleotides long. Its product is annotated as photosystem I reaction center subunit V, chloroplastic-like. Gene Ontology annotation, biological process: photosynthesis. The record is from RefSeq and is a predicted model, not a curated record. Lineage: Eukaryota; Viridiplantae; Streptophyta; Magnoliopsida; Solanales; Solanaceae. Gene Ontology annotation, cellular component: chloroplast thylakoid membrane; photosystem I.
GUAUAAACCUCAUCUUUGAACUUUUCCAAUUUCCAAUAUCCAAAUUAAAGAUCAAUUCCUCUUCUCCAAAAAAACUCUGCUGCAAUCAUGGCUUCUUCUUUGUUCUCUACACCAACAUUUCAGGGUCUAAGACCUCUCAACAAACCAACUGAUUCUUGUGUUUUUCUCAACACUAAGGCCAAUUCCUACAAACCCAUGAAGAAAAGAUGCAAUCUUGGUGUUAAAGCUGAGCUCAACACAUCUCUUGUUAUUAGCUUGAGCACAGGACUAUCACUUUUCUUGGGAAGAUUUGUUUUCUUCAAUUUCCAAAGAGAGAAUGUGGCCAAACAAGGGUUGCCUGAGCAAAAUGGAGUGAGCCAUUUUGAAGCUGGUGAUUCCAGAGCUAAAGAAUAUGUUAGUCUGCUUAAAUCUAAUGACCCUGUUGGUUUCAACAUAGUUGAUGUUCUUGCUUGGGGCUCAAUUGGUCAUAUUGUUGCUUACUAUAUUCUUGCCACUUCAAGUAAUGGAUAUGAUCCUAAGUUCUUUGGUUGAAGAAGAAAAGAGUAGUCUUGUUGAUUUCUAUUUCCUUGUUUGUAAUACAGUAGCUUAUUUGGACAACUUUUACCUUAUGAGCUAGCUUUGGCUGAGAAAUGAUUGUAAAAGAGAGAGGUUGUCUUGUUGAUUUCUCUUCCAUCGAUUAUAUAAUAAGCCUUGUUUGUAAUGCAGUGACAUCAAUUUUAAUUUUAGUUUGAGGUUUU